This is a messenger RNA of Strongylocentrotus purpuratus (purple sea urchin), 3647 nucleotides long. RefSeq lists its product as uncharacterized. Lineage: Eukaryota; Metazoa; Echinodermata; Echinoidea; Camarodonta; Strongylocentrotidae. The transcript has 24 exons. The record is from RefSeq and is a predicted model, not a curated record. Bases 116 to 2251 code for a protein of 711 amino acids.
AGAUCAGCUCUGACUGUCUGAGCUCUCUGCCUUGUUAUUUCGAGGAUCGAAAAGAUGAUUUAAUGGUACAUCAAGAAUAUCAACUCCUUGAGUUCAUACCAACAGAAUAUUCAGCAUGACCCAAAGAGGGGACCCCUCGCGUGCCGUGGCACUUGAUCUCAUGUUGCGCACGUUCAUGAAUACGUCGGAAUUCAACGACAUGCAGCCCAAGAACUGGGGCGCCAUCGCCAAGUUGAUCCCGGGCACGAUGCCUCAGGAAUGCGCCCAGCGCUUUGAAGAGUUGCAGUCUGCUGCUGGUGACCUGUCACAUGUUGGAAACCUUUCCACCAUGGCAGCCCAAGGGAAGCCAGCGCCACGGGGCAAGACUGCAGAGGGCAGCAGAAGGAGAGCACACAACAGAAGCCAGGGUAGACCAAACAGCAGCCUCCAGCAAGACGGCAAGACCAGAUGGAAGACAAAGCAUCAGGAGAAAGAAGAUUUGAUAGCAGCUAAUCUUAGCGAGACCAAAGAGGUUAAGAACGAUACUCAACCGAGAACACAAAAGGAAACAGCAGUAAAUCAUAAAGGGCAACCAGAAGGCCCCAAUAUAGUGAUUCAUGUCUGUGAUGAAGCAAAGAAUGUUAAGCGUGAUUUCAGCUGCCCUCGCGAUCUGCUGGUCCGAGAGAUGAAAUACUUUGCCGAGUACCUCUCCCUGGACGCCCAGCGCUGGGAGGAAGUGGACAUCUCGGUCCACUGUGAUGUCCAGAUCUUUGAAUGGCUCAUGCGCUACGUCCAUCGCCAUUUCCCUGAGAGAGUAGCACAGGUCUCAAAACUAGAGGCCAGUAAUGUGAUAUCUAUCCUCAUAUCAUCUGACUUUCUCAAAAUGGAUGCACUGGUGAAAGAGUGUAUAGAAUUCUGCCACAAGCACAUGUCAGCCAUCGUCUCUACUCCUUGCAAUAUGAACUGCAUCAAUGACAAACUGGUCACCAGAAUUGCUAGCCAGUUCAAGGAUGUUGAGGCUGAUGAAGUCAAGGACAAGAAGGACAAAUUUAAAAGCAAACUCUUCAUGAAGAAAAUUGAGAACCUUUGUGAUUCGUCCAAGCCCACAGCAACUAUGUACAAGUGCUAUCAUUGCAAGCGAAUACUUACCAAAGUAUCAGAGAGCGAGCUCAAGUGUAUUCCUAGCAGGUUAAGCAUUGAUAGAACAGGCAAAUUACUCUAUCAUCAUGAGAGACUUGCUUCAUGGGACAUCAAUGAAUACCUGAUAUCUCUUCACACUGAACUCAAGACAUGGAGGGAUGUGUACUGGAGACUAUGGGGUCAACUCAACAUCCUGAAGUGUUCAAGGUGUAAGCAGGUAUUCCAAUGUUCCGAGUUCAACCAGUGUCGUCUGCACCCUCAGAAAGCAGUCUUUGUGAAUUCUGUUGAUAAGACCUUCAAGGCGUCCGUAGUAGGAUCCUAUCCAUGCUGUGAGCAGCCAGCUUAUAGGUUUGAUCCGCUAGAACAAGUCACGGGUUGCCAAGUUAAGGAUCAUCUAGUGACCUUCUCUGGACUGGACAAGUCGGAUUCCUCCAAACACAAGGGAGAAACCAGUAUCUUGGACACUUUGCUAGACCGGAAGGAUGUCGUCUGUGUGGGAGCUCCACAGGUUGCACCAGAAAAGUGGUCUGAAGCUAAUGUAUUCAGCGCUGAUGAAGUCCUGAGUGGAGUUAUCGAUGAAGGACUAGGGGUCAAAGGUCAUCUUCAUGACAUCUUCCCAGAUGACAACAUGCCAUUUGCCAAACAUAUUGAGGUCCAGCCGGAGCCUAUGGCAUCCUCAACUGAUGAUUGGGAUAGCUCUGAUGAUGAAGUUGGGGAUGAUGAAGAACAGACCAGAGGAAAAGGCACAUAUAGAAAAGGGCCCAUCAGCAGAAAGCAGUCGAGCAAGAGUGCAGUCGGGAGAGAGAAACAGGGAUCUGCUAAGUCUCGCCAUUCAGCAACUUCCAAAAGACAUCGUAAGAAGUGGGAUGCUACUCGAUCCCUCAGGUAUAAUCAGGAUACUCAAAGAGAAGAAGACCAACUGAGGAGUAACUUCCUAGUACAGCACCUACUCAAGCUGAGGAUCCCGCUGGUUGAAAAACAACAGGAGAAAACAAAGAUAAAGGAGUAUGCUGGAGGGAUGUUUAGUAGAGUUGAUGCUCAGUUCAGGGCCAGCCAGCAAGUCACCAAACAAGUCACCCUGCAACCUGUAUCAAGGACCAAGAGCCGCAGCAUUUCCAGCAAACUGCCCUGAGCUGAGUGUGCUCAUUGAUGACAUCAUCAGCAUACAUCAUUCUCAUUCCGUCCUGAUUAAAUGCAAUAACAUACCUGUCAACCCUUACAAAUAAUCCAGAAAAUUCGGUUUUUCUGGAUUUAUAGGACCUGAAAAUCCGGAAUAUUCAAUUAUCAUGUCCCGCGAUUUGAUAGUUCACGUAUUGUGUGCGUUGAAUGGCUGCAUGAUCGAGCAGCAAAUCUGUAUUCGUUUUUUGGUACAGUUACCGCAUAUUGCCAGUUUCACUGCCGCUGCAAGUGCGAUUUCUUAUUUUCGAAGGCACACAGUGCUAGAAAUUCCUAAGUCUUAUUUUCAAAUGUUGGCAGGUAUGCAAUAAUAUAUCAAUGAAAGUAGAGCUAGAGGGUAGAGACACUAAUAUCCAGAGUCCUUAGUGCAUAGAGUCAUUUUAGCAUAGUGUGAUGCAUAGUAUUAUUACUAUUUAUUUAUCAUUAUUUAUUGUUAACAAGAAAAGUAGGCUUUAUAGACAGGUGAUCUUUCUAUAAACACUUUUCACUGUAAUACCUUUAAAUUGAAGGUAAUUCAUAGAGUUGGUUUAAGUUUAAUGGUAGAAAAUCAACUUCACUUUUUUGUUAAUGUUUGUUCUAAAAUGCUUGCUUUAAAAAAAAAAAUCAUAUAAUAUCAAUAGGCAUAUAUUCUUUGGAUAAAUAUUUCGCAGAUGAAUAUCCUGGUAUGGCUGGCCUACCACAUUAUUAAUGUCAAACAAAGGAAUUCGUUUACAACUUUUAAUUUAGAUUUAUGGUUCUAUUUAAGUUUAGAAAUGGUAAAUUAUUAAACAAAAGUGGGUAUUGUCAAAUGAGACCAUGCAGUGAGUUAAAUUAAAAAGGGUAACAAAGAUUUGUCCAUCUGGAUGGAUAGGUCUGACCAUGUCAUUGUCCUUUCAAUUGAAAUGAGCUAAUUAGUAAUAUUCUCAAAUGAGGAUGAUAAAACAAAAAUUAAUUUAGAUGAAAGCUAUUCUCAAUGUCAAUCUAAAACUCAAAAGUGAGAGAGGAAUGUAUGGUAGCUACAAAUAUGAAUAUGUAUUCAUUACAGAAAAUCUAGUGUUUGCCCUUUUUCAUUUAUUUAUCUAUCGGACAUAGAGAGAAUUGCCAGGUACAUCUCUAGAAUAUGUAUGAAUUAUCAAACUCUACUGCCUAUCUGUUUAUCCAAGUGUUCCUUCUCAAUGUUUCGUCAAAGAACUGAUAGAUUGGCUCUUGUCUUUCUAUGGUGGUGUAGAUUUCUUGAAAUAUUUUAGAAGGAAAACUACUAUAUUGUCCUUUUUUGCAUAUUUAUAUUUCAAAAUGUAUAGUGAGAUCUUGGUUUAAGCAUUAUUUAUUGAGUAAAAUCUUAUGUAAUAAAUAUAUUUGCCAUCUAAUGCAUA